Molecule: messenger RNA, 3334 nt
Organism: Suricata suricatta (meerkat)
Lineage: Eukaryota; Metazoa; Chordata; Mammalia; Carnivora; Herpestidae
Gene: HERC5
Product: HECT and RLD domain containing E3 ubiquitin protein ligase 5
Exons: 25
Coding region: 136-3258 (1040 amino acids)
Biological process (GO): ubiquitin-dependent protein catabolic process; protein ubiquitination; regulation of defense response to virus
Molecular function (GO): ubiquitin protein ligase activity; ISG15 transferase activity
Source: RefSeq, a predicted model, not a curated record
UAGUUCCUCGACGCCGCCGCGCAGUCCGCCAGCUCCGGCUGCGCCUGGCGACGGCGGGGACGGAUUCCUCGCGCGCUCCAUUUCCCACGAGGUCUGGAGAGCCGAGGCGCGGCCGUGGAACCCGGGAAAGGGGUGAUGGAGCGGAGACCACGAAGGGGGGCGCGGGGCGGCGCACGCUCGGCUCCCCGGCCGGCUCCCGCGCCGCGAACCGCAGCGCCCAGGCGUUCCGCGGAGCCUCAGGGCCCGCAGCUCUGGCUCUUCCCCGGCGCCGCCGGCCUCCGCGGGGCACUGCCCCAGAGGACUGAGGGGACGCGCCAGAUGUGCUCGACAAGAUCUUAUAUUUGCAAACAGUGUAAAGAGUGCUUUCAAUUGCGUUUGUCCGAUGUGGUGGAGAAAAGCAAACGGCCGUUCAGAAACUUUGCCCAUCCGAAUAGUGAAGAAAAUGAGUGCAUUAAGUUAGGAAAAAAAACGAAGAUACAUUCUGUGGACCAAGGAGCAGAGCACAUGCUGAUUCUAUCCUCAGAUGGAAAACCAUUUGAGUACAACUAUAGCAUAGAACAUGCAAGGUUCCAAUGCAUUUUACAAGAAAAAAGUAUAAUUCAGAUCACAUGUGGAGAUUAUCAUUCUCUUGCUCUCUCAAAAGGUGGUGAGCUUUUUGCGUGGGGACAGAACUUACAUGGCCAGCUUGGAAUUGGAAGUCUAUCGGCCUCAGUCCCCACACCACAGAUUGUGAAGAACCUGUCAGGAAUCCCCUUGGUUCAGAUUUCUGCAGGAAAAGCCCACAGCAUGGCCUUAUCCAUGUCUGGAAACAUCUACUCAUGGGGAAGAAAUGAUUUUGGACAGCUAGGCCUAGGCCACACUGAAGGUAAAGGUUUUCCUUCCCUUAUUGAAGCAGUGGACGAUCAGAAAGUUGAAUUUCUUGCUUGUGGUGGCUCUCACACUGCCCUGCUCACAAAGGAUGGGCUGGUGUUUACUUUUGGUGCUGGAAAACAUGGGCAACUUGGUCACAAUUCAACACAAAACGAGUUAAGACCCCGUUUGGUGACUGAGCUUGCUGGGAAUAGAGUGACCCAGAUAGCAUGUGGAAGGCAGCACACACUUGCCUAUGUUUCUGAUUUGGGGAAGGUCUUUUCUUUUGGUUCUGGAAAAGAAGGACAACUGGGCAACGGUGGAACACAUAAUCAGCUGAUACCACUUCCCAUGAAAUUGCCAUCAAAAGAAGAACUCAAAUUUGAAAGCCGUACCUCAGAAAAGGAGUUGAUAAUGAUUGCUGGAGGGAAUCAAAGCAUUUUGCUCUGGAUGGGAAAAAAGAAUUCCUAUGUUAAUCUGAGGAGGAAAAUUCUUACAUUGAACGAAGGGACUGUAAAGAGAUGGAUUGCUGAUGUGGGGACUAAACAGUGGCAAAAUACAAAAAGGGAAAUCAGAGAGAUAUUUUCAUCUCCUGCUUGUCUGACUGGAAGUUUUUCAAGGGAAAGAAAAGCUGCUGCAGAAACGAUGUCUGUUCACUUGGAUGUAAAUAAAGCAAGAAACGCUUUUAAGGAGUUAACCCAAAAGGACUGGAUUGCUAACACGAUAACCACAUGUCUCAAGGAUAAUCUGCUCAGAAAUCUUCCGUUUCAUUCUCCACACCAAGAAGCUUUAGAGAUUUUCUUCCUUAUUCCUGAAUGUCCCAUGAUGCAUGAUUUUAACAACUGGGAGAAUCUGGUGGUUCCAUUUGCAGAGGCAGUUUGUACUAUGAGUAACCAGUCUUUGGGGGUUCUGGAGGAGUACUGGGCAUCUCUGGAGGAACUUGACUUCAGCAGGCUGGUCCAGAUGUUUAAAAGAGCCAUCACUGCUCAGCUGCAUUACUGGACUGAAAGCUAUUUGGACAAUCGUCAUGUUAAAGCUCUUCUAGAAAUGCUGAGAAAGCUAUACAGGGUAAACCAGGCUAAAUGUCACCUGCCUGAAAGUAUUUUUAAAAUAGACGAGCUUACACAAUGGCUUGAUUUUCAUGAGGAUGCAUAUAGAAGGUCUUUUUGGAAAGUGAACAACUUGGGCACUUCAAUAGACGCUGAGCAUCCUGUCAUAUUCAGUCAUUUUCCAUUUAUCUUUAAUUCUUGGUCAAAAAUAAAACUACUGUAUGCCGAUUCACUUUUAAAAAUACAGGAGAAAAAAUUUAGAGCUUGUAUGCGGCUGGCCGGAGUUAUGCAACAAGGAAGGUCCGAAUUAGCUUUGCUGCCCACUUUUAAUAUGAUAGUCAGAAGGAGUCACUUGAUUGAGGAUGUUUUGAGUCACCUGUAUCAGUUUGAGAAUCAAGAUCUGAGGAGGGAGCUAAUGGUUUCAUUUAGUGGAGAAAUUGGACUUACCUCUGGAGGAGUCAAGGUAGAGUUUUUCCGCUGUCUGUUUGAGGAGAUGACCCGUCCAGAAUAUGGGAUGUUCAUAUACCCAGAGGAGGCGUCCUGCAUGUGGUUCCCUGUCAGCCCUAAAUUUGAGAAGAAGAGGUAUUUCUUCUUCGGGGUUCUAUGUGGACUUUCCCUAUUCAAUUUCAAUGUUGCCAACAUCCCUUUCCCACUGGCCCUGUUUAAGAAACUUUUGAACCAGGAGCCAUCACUGGAAGACUUAAAAGAACUUAGUCCUGUUUGGGGAAAGAGUUUGCAGACACUUCUGGAUGAUGAAGGUGAUGACUUUGGAGAAGUAUUUUGUAUCUAUUUCAGUGUGCAUUGGGACAAGAAUGACAUAGACUUAAUUCCUAAUGGAAGAUGCAUAAUUGUUGACCAGACUAACAAGAGAGACUAUGUUUCUAAGUGUGUCAAUUACAUAUUCAACAUCUCUGUGAAGGCAGUUUAUGAAGAAUUCCAAAGAGGAUUUUACAGAGUGUGUGAGAAGGAUAUUAUUGAAUUUUUCCAUCCGGAAGAACUGAAGGAUGUGAUUAUUGGAAAUACAGAUUAUGACUGGGAAACAUUUGAAAAGAAUGCACGUUAUGAAGAAGGAUACGACAGUUCACAUCCUACCAUAGUGAUGUUUUGGAAGGCUUUACACAAAUUGACUUCGGAGGAAAAGGAAAAAUUCCUUGUGUUUCUUACAGGAACUGACAGAAUUCAUGUAAAAGGUUUAAAGAACAUGAGAAUAACAUUUUGCUGUCCUGAAAAUGUGAAUGAAAAAGAUCCCAUAAGAGUGCAGACAUGUAUAAGUGUCCUCUACCUCCCUAAGUAUUCUACGAUGGAAAGAGUGGAAGAAGCGCUUCAAGUAGCCAUCAACAACAGCAGAGGGUUUGGCUGAUCCUACCUCACAUUGUUUACCCCUUCAGGGAAAUAUUUUCAAAAAUAAAAUUAAGAACUCAAAAAUUAACAUAAAA